Messenger RNA from Numida meleagris (helmeted guineafowl), 540 nucleotides. RefSeq names its product basic proline-rich protein-like. NCBI's taxonomy places the organism in Eukaryota, Metazoa, Chordata, Aves, Galliformes, Numididae. The record is from RefSeq and is a predicted model, not a curated record. The transcript has 2 exons. The coding region runs from base 35 to 535 and encodes 166 amino acids.
CCCGGCCCCCCCGCCCUGAUUGGACGCGGCCAAAAUGCCAAAUAAGGCAGGAGCGGCCGGACUCGCGCACCCCACACCGGCACCCGAGGGGUUCCAGGAGCCCGCGGGGCGGGGGUUGGGGCCGGAGCCGCCCCGGACACGGAUGGGCACGGCCCGGCACCGGGACACUCCCACGGGCAGCGCGCGGCACUACGGACACGUACACGCGUGUGCACCCCCGUACACGUGCGCGCAGCGAUGCGCACAGCCGGGACACGCACCCCGCGCGCACACCCACCCGCACGUCCCCGCCCCGCCCCCGCCGCCCGACCUCCGAUCACCGCCCGGUCCCGUCCCCGAUCCGUCCGGGUCCCCGCAUCCCCUUCCCGCAUCCCCCUGCCCCGCACCGACCCCUCUGUUCGCUCCGCGGAAGGUGACCGAGGGCUGCGCGGCGGAGUUGCGCCGUGGCUUUGCCUGCGAACCCAAUGAGGAAAUAAGGCGGUGUCACAUGCGCUGUGCUGACAGUUGGCCCCAGCGAAUGCUGCCGGAGGGGUAGCGGAG